AUGUCCGACCAAGAACAACCCCCCACUCCUAAUCCCGACUCAACAACCACAACCCCCAACAAGCCUAAACGUGCUCCUCCCAAGCUAGGCAAAAAAACAAACACCUCCCCCUCGGAACAAGAGGAUAAAUCCAAAGACACCGAACAAGAAGAAAAGCCCAAACAACAAGAACCGGACUCGGAGCCUGAGCCUGAACCCGAACAAGAAGAAGAAGAAGAAGAAGCCGAACCUGAACCCGAACCUCAACCUAAGCCCGAACGUCGUCGUCGCAGACCUCGUCCCCGUCCUCAAGAAUCAGACACUGAAUCCAUUCCCCGCGAAAUGGAGCCAGAACCACCCAGACAACGUCGCGUCCGUCGCCAGCGUCGUCCAGAGCAACAGCAACAAAAUGGUCCGCUUGGUGGACUUCCCGGUGUCGGUGGUGCCGAUCAGGCUGGUCAGCUCGUGCAGAAUACAGCCGGGAAUGCCCUGAAUGGGGCGACCGGUGGUGCGGGCAAGGCUGUUGGCGGCAUCCUGAAUGGUGGCGAGGAGAAGAAGGAUGAUGAUGGUGGUCGCGAUGAGCAGCUUCGUUUGCGAUUGGACCUUAAUCUGGAUAUUGAGGUUCAGCUUAAGGCGAAGAUUCAUGGUGAUUUGACGAUUGGUUUGCUCAAAUAG
This is a messenger RNA of Penicillium concentricum, 654 nucleotides long. RefSeq lists its product as uncharacterized. The record is from RefSeq and is a predicted model, not a curated record. The transcript has 3 exons. The coding region runs from base 1 to 654 and encodes 217 amino acids. NCBI's taxonomy places the organism in Eukaryota, Fungi, Ascomycota, Eurotiomycetes, Eurotiales, Aspergillaceae.